Messenger RNA from Penicillium roqueforti, 1002 nucleotides. Its product is annotated as ubiquitin-specific protease OTU1. The transcript has a single exon. Gene Ontology annotation, molecular function: cysteine-type deubiquitinase activity. Gene Ontology annotation, cellular component: nucleus; cytosol. The record is from RefSeq and is a predicted model, not a curated record. Gene Ontology annotation, biological process: endoplasmic reticulum unfolded protein response; protein deubiquitination. The coding region runs from base 1 to 1002 and encodes 333 amino acids. NCBI's taxonomy places the organism in Eukaryota, Fungi, Ascomycota, Eurotiomycetes, Eurotiales, Aspergillaceae.
AUGAGAAUCCGAGUCCGUGGGCCUUCAGGCCAAUCAACUGUCACCUUGGAUGACACUGCAACCAUCGAAGAUCUCCAAACCCAAAUAGCGGAGAAGACCGGCCUUGCUGCCUUUGACGUCAAAUACGGAUACCCUCUCAAACCACUUGAGCUUGACAGCUUCCAACCAGACCAAAGGAUAUUAGAAGUUGGGAUAAAUCUAAAUGGGGAGUCACUCAUCGUCGCACAGAAAGAGGGGGCCAGCCGGGGCGUGAGCGAUGAUGCGCCCAUAGCCCGAACAGCGCCACCACAACCAUCACAGCCGUCGCAGCCAUCAUUGUCGCAAAGACGACCAGAGAACACCGCUGAAGACCCGCCAGAAAUUGCCUCUCCAGAGCAUGCCGGAACGUUCGUUCUCCGGGUGAUGCCCGACGACAACUCGUGCCUUUUCCGAGCAGUGGGCUCUGCAGUCAUGGGCGACAUGGAUACGAUGGUUGAGCUACGAUCGAUCGUCGCAGGAGCUAUUCAAUCCAACCCGUCCGAAUAUACUGCAGCGAUUUUAGGCAAAAAACCAGACGAAUACUGUACCUGGAUCCAGAACGAGGACUCGUGGGGUGGCGCCAUCGAACUCAAGAUUCUCAGCGAAUACUUCAAUAUCGAGAUAUGCUCCAUCGAUGUACAGACUUUGCACAUGUUCCAGUUUAAUGAGGGAGCACCAACACGGUGUAUUGUGGUCUAUUCGGGGAUUCAUUACGAUGUCCUUGCGCUGUCCCCUUCUCACCCACCCUACACUCGUGCCAAUCCACUGGCGCAUGAUGACACAAAGAUCUUUGAGGCUGUUGAUCCGGUUGUCUUGCAAAGGGCUAAAGAACUAUGCCAGGUGUUGCAAAGCAAGCACUACUACACGGACACUUCUGGAUUCACUGUUCGCUGUAACGUCUGUGGAGGCAAAUUCACCGGAGAGAAAGGUGCUACGAAGCAUGCCGCGGAGACCGGGCACUACGAUUUCGGAGAAGCGAGCUAG